This is a messenger RNA of Mycena citricolor, 6318 nucleotides long. The record is from the annotation of a GenBank genome assembly. Lineage: Eukaryota; Fungi; Basidiomycota; Agaricomycetes; Agaricales; Mycenaceae.
AUGUCCGAAUCUUCCGCAUUCGUUCGUGAAAACGGACAGAACAAGCAGGAAAAUGCACCGCCUCACUGCCGUGACAAAGACCUCUUCGCUGUCUUCUUCGCUGAUUCCCUUCCCAUGCACGCCGCCAUCGAGAAGGACGUAAGCGGUUACGUUACCGCGUUUGAUCCCUCUUGCUGGAUCAACUGUGGCCGCAUCUACAAGGACGUACCGCCCAACGUGGCUGCGGCCUGCGUAGCUGCAAGAGCACUUCCGGAUGCAUACGCCAUCCUACCCCCAGAUUGCUCCGUCCGGCAGCUGCUCGCUCAGCGGAUGCCACAUGUUCUGUCGCCGGCCAUCGCUGCACGUACCACGUGGCUGCUCCGUGAGCUACCGAAUUGCGGUCACGAGCAAGUCACUGGGCUCGCGUCAAUCCCUCCCCUGUCUGUUGUCCGCACCCUACAGAAUGCGUUCGGGCAGUCAUGGUUCGAUGGCUACAAGUCUGUUCAAGAUCCCGUAGAAAAGUCACGAUAUCUCCCGCUGUACGCCAUCAGCGCGUUUUGGGAGAUGCACGAGCUUCUAGAUGCAAAAGCAAAGUGGCAGAGGAGCUACGAUUGGAUGCCAGUCAAUGACAGGGCAUUGUUGGGUCACGUAGGAUGGAAUACACAACAUGCGGGUGCUCCGGAAGGGCAGCUUGACUGGACUCGUUUGUUGAGCAAGGAUGGGUGGAUCUCGGGGUUGAUCAUUGACGAAAUGAUUUACGUGAUUGUUCAGAAGCAGAAGGAGGGUUCCUACGAGCCAGAAACCUGUGUUCUGGAUCUCAGCUUCCAGCGCAAUAUCAACGCCUUUGCUGAUCCAACGCACAGAGGAAAGCAUAAGCAUAUUCGUCAACUGGCAGAGAAGAUCAAGAAUGGGGACAUUUCACGUGUGCUAUGCCCCCUCCAUCUCAACGGGAAUCACUGGAUAGCCUUCGAAAUCGACUUCAAGCGGUCCCAACUACUGUUUGGAGACUCCCUGAACUCCCGCUCAGGGCCUACACAAUUUGCCGCCAAUGUUAGACAGUGGAUUUGGGCCCAAAUUUCCGAAACUUUUCCCAAUCUACCACUCCAAACAAUGUUACAUGGUACACAGGAUGGUUUCAAUGACUGCGGAAUCUACACGGCUGACACAAUUGAGCACGCCCUCUUCUCUUCUCCGCUGCUACUUGAUCCAGUCGACUGUCCAAGGGCACGCGUCACGUGGUUCAAGAGAUUCGUGCAUUCCAGAGACGCUUCUGUCCUCCCUCUCCCUUCUGAGACUGCGCAAACAGAGCUUCUGGCUGACAGCUCGGAGUUGGAAUGGGAGAAUGCCCCAGUCACAGCUAUUCCGCCACCUGAUCAAGUGCGAACAAGCAUAACCCUGAUCGAUCUCCUCAAUCCACCAUCAUCACCUGGUAAUCCCUCUUUGAGCCAUGGAAAUGAUCCAGUCGCCCAAGACCAUAACACAGCCUCAGACACCGUGCCAAAGUCGGAGCCUGAUCCCAUCAUUGUGCCUCCCUGCAAGCCUCCGCCUUUGUCGAUUUCCCCAGUGAAGACUAAGCAUAGCAAGCCUGCUCAGCCAGCUACAGUUUCGGACGAAUCCGAUGGAUACCUCACUGAUGACUGCCGAGCAAGCCAACGCCCACGCAAGCCCAAAACGCAGCCACGUGCCGCUAAACAGACCGAGAAGGAGCGCAUCAACAUCCUCCUCCAAGACAAGCACACUGUCAAGCAGGGAGGGAAGCUCAAGGGUACAGCGCACACUGUAUACUGUCGCUGCCGGCCAAACACUCCUAUUGUGCUCGACAAAGUGAAGACGUACGCGCUCGCCCACUGGAUAUCUCAUCAAAAGCGUUGUGAGCUUGUAACCGGCCAAAAGAAAGGGACGCGUGUUGGUGGUGUGCAGUCAAAGACGGUCAAAUCUGUCAACCCUCAAGCUGGUUCUCUACUCUCCUUUGUCACCGUCAAGAAAAGGGCGGCAGUCCGAGACACAGAUGCCAAUGUGAACAACACCAAGCUUGUCACGGUGAAGGCUGCGGACCAUCGACUGGACGUGACCUUUUUCACCCCUCUGUCGACCGAUGCACCAUUGCCUGCUCCAGUACCGCUUCAUCCCCUACGACAACAGGAGUGCAUAGGACUAUGUGGGCCAGGACACCGUGAAUACGCGUUCCAGAUGGGUGAUAAUACUGCGGCUGGGUUGGACGCAAAAGAAUGGAACCGGUUGGCACGCGAACUCUUCCCAUAUAAGCAGUGGGACGGACAUGAUCCUGACAGCGGCGCUGAGACAUCGGACUUGGUAGCAGGCAAAGAGGAUCAUGUGCCAGCACCGGUGGCCCCGGGAAGGGAAAGAAUGGGGUCCUUCGAGGACCUUACGAAGAGAGCACUGUCCGGCAUUGAUGUCACGACCAACAGACACCCAGCGCGAUCGGCAUGGACCCAGUACGAAGUUGGACGUCUUCAUCAGGCGUGUGUGGCCGCUUCUCGAUGGCGGGUCAGUGGUACCGCUGGUGCGGUUUUCUCAAAACGGUGCACUGGCGCAACAUGGAAUCGCGAUGGUGUCUGCUCCGAAUGUGUGGAGAUCUCGAAGGCUGAAGGCUUGAAACGUGGCGUCCGUAAAGCGCUCAAGACUGCAGCGCUACCACCGGCGGAGUUUGCCAAUGCCAUCGAGAGGCGACUCAAGUACACCCCAGUCACCCGUAGUGACCACACAGCAGCGACGACCGAGCUCAAUCUCAAGUCCCGAGCCGUGGUGAAGAUCCUAACGGCAAAGGCUCAAUACGGCGAUGCCGGUGUCUUCCUUACACUGUAUCAGCAGGCGCAAAGAGGGGAGCUUGCAAAGCGUGAAACGUUCAUUGCAAUGGCCGGUCACAUGUCGGAUCGAACACGUCGUGAGCAGGAUCCAACAGGAAAGUUGAUCCACGGCAUUCGAUACCCUCCGUUGGUUUUGAAUUAUUGUACACUCAUGAGAUCCUAUGGGCAUCGUUCAGGAGCGCAGUAUGACCUGUUUUCUACCUUUUCUGGUGGCCCCUCAAAGCGCCAGCUCCGACGGAAUGCAGCGAAGUACCCUGUGACGUUGCGAACCUCUGAACUCUGCAGAGAGAACUUGGACUCUGUUGUCGCGUACAGUAAACUUAUUGGCUACACGGGACCGUGGAUCGCAGCUGGAGACGGAACCAAACUGCGUCCAGUUCUGUCUGUUUCAGCCGAGUUUAGUGAUAAAGGAAGUGCGCACGUUGUCGGAUCCACAUUACCCCUCAAAGACGUCCAAUUCUCGUCCUCGGAGGAGCAGUCUCAAGUCACGGACGCUAUCGAGAAGGCUGAGGCGAUUGCAACUCAAGUAUGGGUCUUGGCUCUGAAGAUUCCUUUGCCCAAUAUGCCAGUCUUUCCUGUUGCCUUCGUACCAAACAAAGGCGACAUGACAGCAGGCGACGUUCAUGGCAUCUACGUCCAGCUUCGAAGCCUGUGUGCCGAAGCCGGGAUCAAGCUAUUGGCUACUGGCUCUGACGGAGCAAAAGCAGAGGUCAAUGCCCAGCAGAUGCUCAUGAACGAAGACACUCCGAAAAGGCUGUCGUGUACCAACAAGAAGUAUGGGAUCUUCUUGAGCUGCCCUGUCCACAACGAUACUGGCCCAUUGAUAUCCAACACCGACCCUGACCAUGCGCUCAAAACGACGCGCAAUAACCUGCUUACCGGCACUCAUCUCCUCAUCUUGGGUGGGCUCUAUAUCUGCCAUUCAGUUCUCAUGACUCUCCUUUCCCUGAAGGGCACUGUCUUGUACCGAAAGGAUAUCUUCAAUACUGAUAAACAAGACGACGGGGCGGCGCGACGGAUGUUCACUGCUUCUCUGCUCCGGAUACUGGUCAAUGAGGAAGGCGAUCUUGUCAAGAUGUCACUUGGAGGGUUGUUCAUGUUCCUAUUUGUAUUUGGUGAACUGUUCGAUGCAUGGACCCAGAGAAAGAUGACCCAUAUACAACGUCUUGUCUGCGUGUUCCGAGCGCGUCACUUUAUGAACAUCUGGCGGAUCAGCGUUUUCAGCGCGUCAGACCGCUAUCCCAACUUCUUCCCGCCCCAGCAAAGCUUCAUCGCCGAUUCCUCGUUCCAAAUUCUGAUUCGACUGUGCGAUCAGUUUGUAUUACUGUUGCUCGCGCACCUCGAGUACUAUCCGGAUGUCCCGUUCAUGCCUUGGCAUCAUGGUACCCACUAUCUUGAGCAUUUCUAUGGGAUUGCCUGGUCGUUCGUCCCUGAAUUCUCGCAAGGUCAGCUCGUCGAGAUGUACAAGCACAUUUGUAUCCGACAACACAUCCUGUCAACGGGUCAGUACACGACAAAGAAGGAGAAGGAUUCCAACAAUGGCUACACAUUCGACUACGUCGACGCGAACAUGACCACCGCCGAGAUCAAGAUGCUCAAAGAGAUCCCGUCUCGAGAGCAAAUCGACGAAGCAUGCGCCGUGGCGUGGCACGAGGCAGCGGAGAUUGCGCGGCAGCUCGGCAACAUGCCAAUACCUUCCCUUCCACUCUCUUCAUCGUCGCUCCACCCUCACUUUCGCACUGCACCUGGACCCGAACACGGUAGCACCUCCGAAGAGUCGCUGGAUGAAGAAGAAGAGGAUGACGGUGGCCUUGGCUCUAUCAUCGAAUCACCUAUCGCGCAACCAAACUCGACCGACUGCAUUCGUAUUCCGUUCACUACCCCGUCUUCCAAGCCGACCCACAAUGUCAAUUCGCUCAACAACAUUACCGAAGCCGACGCUCAGGGUCUGGCAGCGCAUCACGUUCUGACGGAGGACUACCUUGGGGAACUGGCAUCGCAGUCGCAGGCUGUUCUCGAUACCAUCCAUGAUGAUCUGGAAUCCCAUCCUGAGUCGAAGAAGACGAUGUCUGGUCGAAUGCUCAUCGCCAACCUUCUCAAUCCGCUUCCUUUUAGCGCCGAAUCACCGGAACACUCGGUGGAUGUGCCCUCUUUUCUACCGUCCAAUGGAGUGGUGUCACGGAAGGACAUGCUCAAUGAGCGUCUGCGCCAUUCUUUCGACACUCGGGUUCACUCCGAGGCCACGAGAAAGCCACAGAUCAACGAGAAGUACCUGGAUGGGAAGUUCUCGCUGAACCACGCUAUGCACCAGCUGAAGGAGACGAUCGAGAACUCUGAUCGACUGCGGAAAGACACCGAGUUUCACAAAGGACGUUACCGACGAUGGAUCGCAUCUGGGUCCGCGGAGACCUGGGAUGUAGGACGUGCAUUGAAAGCAAUUUUCACGGGGACAAUAGAUGUUCCGAAUAUUGACUGCCGCGGCGUCUCAAUGCCUGACUCGCGACUGCUACUCGGAUCGCUUGUGAUGAUGCGAAGUCCCGAUGGUGUCUACUUGGGUGAGGUGCUGGCAAUCUAUCGCUACGGGUCGGUUUCCGGGAAACACGAAAGCUUUCCGGAGGCGGAAACAACGCAGGGUCUCAGCUACCUCAGCCUCAAGGUGUAUAACCCGAUCCCUGCAAGCGGCCAGCGAAACAUCUUCGAGCACAUCGCUGCUGAGGAAGGAGCAACUCGACCCGCACUUCCUCUCUUCACCCACGCCUACGCCUCUGACCUCAUAUACAAUCUCAAGGAUGCUCGGUUGACCUCACACGGCGACGAAGCGGGGACAUACUCUCUGUCUGCUGGCGAUAACGUUUUCGAGCGGUGGCGGUAUCUGGCGCAGUGGGAACAUCAGGAGAAGAUGAAGUUGAAGGAAAGUGGAGGAGCGCGUCAAAAGAAGAGAAAACGAGAUGUCGAGGGGGAUAUAUCAAGCAAGUCAAAGGCUAAGAAGAAAAAGACGUCCCCGACGCCGCGAAAGCAGCCUCAGCGUCCUCGCAAAGCUCCUACUGCACGUAAACGGCGCUAGGAAGCCAAAAAUAGCUAUAAUACGGCAAAAUUAGGCUAUUUUCUGAUCUCGGUCCGUUUUAGUGCAAAUCAAGGCCUCUGAGCGGAAAUUUUUAGUGCAAAUCAGAGGGUCUGGCCGGACCGACCUAUGCGGUAGUGUCCGUGGGCCUAUCAAACUUCGCUUUGCAUCUGGACAACCUCGUCAUUUCCAGGCACUCUGCGCUUGCGCUGACGCUCUGUCGAUGUUUCUUGAGGCGCUAAAGGUCAUUGCCUUGCUUGUCAAGGCUUCUCCACCCUCAUAAUUGGCUCGAUUUCGUGGGACCCGGCUUCCCCCGCUGUUCCGUUCCUCUCCGUGCUCUUCCUGUCGGUCUCGAGUUCGACCCGUCGUAGUUGCCCGUAUCAGAGAAAAAAUUAGAAUUAAUUUUGAUAUCAAAUAGCAAGGCAGAAUGUCGGCGGAGCCGACGCUUUC